This is a messenger RNA of Staurois parvus, 883 nucleotides long. Lineage: Eukaryota; Metazoa; Chordata; Amphibia; Anura; Ranidae. The record is from the annotation of a GenBank genome assembly.
GCCGGUGAGACCGAUAAGUGGAAGGAGCAAGUGUCCUCCCAGUCUUCGAUGGACAUAGAAGAAGUGGAAGAGCUGGGGAUGGAGGCGGAUGGACAGAAGUUACAACUGAGCUGUGCAGAGGGUGAAGGCGCAUGUUCUCAGGACGGUGGCUCUGCACAGCCAGAGGCAGUCAGCAAUGGAGAGGACUCUGAGUCAGAGAGAGAGCAUGUGGAGUUUAAGAUCAUCUGGAAUAAGAACAAGUAUGACGUGAGGCUCCCAUUGGACAGCACCGGAGCAAGCCUUAAACAGAAGAUUCAUACACUCACAGGUCUUCCACCAGCUAUGCAGAAAGUCAUGUUUAAGGGGUUACUUCCCGAGGACAAAACGCUAAGGGAAAUCAAAGUCACCAAUGGGGCAAAAGUAAUGGUAGUAGGAUCCACUAUUAAUGAUGUCUUGGCUGUUACCACCCCCAAAGAAACCAUCCAACAAGAAGUGAAAGAAGAAGAGAACAAGAAGGAGCCACUGUGCAGACAGAAGCAACAUAGAAAAGUGCUGGAUAAAGGAAAACCCGAAGAUGUAAUGACAUCUAUAAAAGGAGUACAGGAGCGGCUUCCAACUACGCCAAUAUCCGGUAUGUACAAUAAGUCUGGGGGGAAGGUCAGACUGACAUUUAAACUGGAGCAAGACCAGCUAUGGAUUGGUACAAAAGAGAGGACAGAGAAAAAUCCCCAUGGGUUCUAUUAAAAAUGUAAUCUCUGAGCCUAUUGAAGAACAUGAAGAUUAUCACAUGAUGGCUUUCCAGCUGGGUCCUACUGAAGCAUCUUACUACUGGGUAUACUGGGUACCAGCGCAAUACGUGGAUGCCAUCAAGGACACAGUGUUAGGAAAAUGGCAGUAUUUUUGA